AUGGCCAAGCCGGGGUUCUACGCCGGUACGUACAUCAUCCUCGACACUUUGACGUCAUGCUUCGCAGACCACCGCUGACCACCGCUGACCGACCCCCCUCUUUGUCGCGCACAGUGAGAAGAGGUCGACAACCUGGCGUCUAUGCGACGUGGUCCGAGGCCGAAGCCCAAGUCAAAGGUUUCACUGGAGCGGUGCAUAAGAAAUUUGCCGAUCGGCAAUCCGCAGAACACUACGUCAACGGACUCGCUUCGUCGUCGUCAACCACAGCUACCUCCUCUUUAGCGGCAACUCAAGCAGUGCAGCGACCCAAGAGGGAGAGCCCACAGGACGCGAGCAAGGAUACCAGACCUACCAAAUUGGCCAAAGUGACCGCAAGCAGCGGUCAAGCGCGCAAAGACGAGACGAGAAUCGUCUAUUGCGAUGGAUCGUCGAGGGGGAACGGGCAAAAGGGCGCCGUCGCGGGAAUAGGGGUCGUUUGGCAACAGGGUGUCGACGCUUCGUCAGUGAUCUCAUAGGGAUUCUACCUUUUAGAUCCUGCUAAACUGACCAAAGCAAACUUGGGUGAUGACUCCGUCCGGAUCUUCGCCUCAGGAACCUCUCGGAGCGACUACCCGGCAAGCUACAGACCAACAACCGGGCCGAGAUGUAUGCAAGUCCAAGGUCAAGUACCAUGAUGCAGCAUGUGCAUAUACUGACUCUACUCUGUUCAUCCACCCUCACCUGCAGGCCGUAGCCCGGAUCCUCGAAGAAGACCCCCACCCGGAGCUUCCCCUCACCAUCUGCUCCGACUCGCAAUACACCAUUUCCGUAUUCUCGCAAUGGAUACCUUCCUGGCGUGCACGCAACUGGAAGACUUCCAGCGGCGGUCCCGUCAUGAACAAAGAUUUGAUCCUCUACAUCCUCUCCCUCAUCGCGUCUCGACCCAGCCCCGAUCCGAACUCCCUCACUUCGAAUAUCUCGUUCCGCAAAGUGAAAGCCCACGUGGGAAUCGAAGCGAAUGAAGAAGCGGAUCGGUUGGCGAAUCUGGGGGCGUUCAAACCUGUGACUAAGGAUCGGGACUUCGCGAAAGAGGCUAAGGAUAUGGAGGAUAAGGUCAAGAGGGAGAACAAGGGGAUCAGGAGGGCCGAUUCGGUCGAGGUUGAGGUCGAGGUUGAUGCAGGCGAUCUGCUUACAGAGGUGAGCAAUACUUCUGGAUCGACGUGGCAUGUGCUUGAUUGGCUCACAAAAACCUGGGAUCAUACGCAUGUGCUGCCCAUCGAUCGCAGGAGGAGUUGAGAGAACUCGACGAACAGCAAAACUUUUGA
Messenger RNA from Microbotryum saponariae, 1304 nucleotides. NCBI's taxonomy places the organism in Eukaryota, Fungi, Basidiomycota, Microbotryomycetes, Microbotryales, Microbotryaceae. The record is from the annotation of a GenBank genome assembly.